ACAGACGUUUUUUUAUCGAAAUUCCUUGCUUUAUUGAAUCAAAUAUCAAUAAACAGCAAUUAUUACCGUAAAAAUGUAAAAUUUCGACUAAAUUUAAAGAUAGAAACGUUCACGUGUUGAAUUUUAUUAUUUAAUUGCAUUGGCUCGUUUAUCUCAACCUAAGAUUUAAUCCUUUCAUAUAAAAAAGUUAACUUGAAAGUAUUAUAGAAACCGGUUAUAAAUAAUUUAUUUUGAACGAAUUUAAAACGGAGGUCACAUUGUUUGCAAACAUCGUAGAACCUUGCAGAAAAAGAAUGAAGAAGACUUUAGACUCUUAUUUAUCUUCUUGGUUUUCUCGAAUCGGCAAGUUUGUCGGUGAAUAUCCUCAACAUUGCAUCGCUGCCACCUUGUUAGUUACAGUGAUUUUAGGAUCCGGACUUCUCAAAAUUUCCAUGAUACAGGAUUUCGAAUAUCUGUACAGUCCGAGAAACGCGAGAGUUUUGGAAGAUAGAAAAUCUAUCGAAAAUCUGUUUUCUAACGGCGACAGGGCCGAAGAUAGAUUAAUUAGAAGUUCAACAUACGAAAAUUUAAUUUCGGUCAUUGCCUCGGCGAAGAACAACGGUUCCAUUAUGAACACCUCUUCGAUAGAAGAUGUAAUCCAGAUGGAUGUUAUCAUUCGCAACAUCAGCAUCUUUUGGAAUAAGAAAUUCUACAGUUACCGAGAUGUUUGUAUGAAGAAUGGUCGUCACGAAUGCCCGAAAAAUUUUGUUUCUUCUUUGAAAUACAUGAUGAAACAUCCCGGAAACGUUUCCAUGAGAUAUCCAGUAGAACGAACAGGUUUUGAUGUAAAAAUAAAUGCUAUGAACUUAGGUGGAGUAUCAACUAAUGACACUGGAUACAUCACGGACUUCAAGGCCGUUCGUCUCUUCUAUUUUAUGGAUUUCGAAACAAACGAGAAAAAGCGAGUAGCUUUAGAAUGGGAAGAGGAAUUUUUGAAUAUAAUGGGUCGAGUGGAAUUUCGACACAUCGACGUUUCCUUCUUUACUCUUCGCAGUGUCAAUGCCGAAGUUAACAGAAACACAGAACUGAGCAUUCCGCUCUCAUUUAUAAUCACUCCUGUAGUAAUUUCCUUCUCGGUGGCAAGUUGUAUGACGUUCGACAUCGUCAGAAGUAAACCGUGGAUUGGACUAGCAGGGUGUUUUAGUCCUUGUUUAGCAGUUAUAGCAUCGUUUGGUUUGCUGUUACACUGCGGAAUGGAAUAUUCUGACGUCAAUAUAAUAAUGCUAUUUCUUUUGACAGGUAUUGGCCUAGACGAUUCUUUUGUUUUGUUGUCUGCUUGGAGGCGAACGAACGCAAAAGACAACGUGAUGCAGAGGAUGAGCCAUGCUUUUUCCGAAGCGGGAGUGUCCAUCACCAUCACAUCCUUGACUAAUCUUGCUUCGUUUUGUGUUGGAAUCACUUCACCUUUUAGAGUCGUUCGUAUCUUUUGCUGCUACAGCGCUCUGUCCAUAUUUUUCGAUCUCAUCUAUCAGAUCUUCUUUUUCGGAAGUCUCAUGGCGCUUGAUGGCUACAGAGAAGAACGUCGUCUUAGUUCCAUUCUUUGUUACACAGUAAAAGAAAAGCAUUUCGGUAAGUACAUAUUUUUGUGUGAAUUUAUUUUUUCGUGCACAGACAGCUCAGGCGGUUAAGGCUUCAGACUACCGCUCUACAGAUUGGGGAUCGCUUUAUUAUUACGUUACUAGAUGUUUUUAGGAAACGACUUUCCGGUUCGUUCCGACAUGACACGAAAACAAAUAUGGUAAACGCUUUUAGCAUUCUGUUUAUAGACGUUUAUAU
Messenger RNA from Centruroides sculpturatus (bark scorpion), 1815 nucleotides. Its product is annotated as patched domain-containing protein 3-like. NCBI's taxonomy places the organism in Eukaryota, Metazoa, Arthropoda, Arachnida, Scorpiones, Buthidae. The transcript is spliced from 4 exons. Gene Ontology annotation, cellular component: membrane. Bases 294 to 1667 code for a protein of 457 amino acids. The record is from RefSeq and is a predicted model, not a curated record.